UAGAAGGAGCGGCCGCUGUUCAAUACUUUCUGCUAUCUCUGCCGGCUUAACGAAAAUUUGUCUAAGAGAAAGGAAAUCCCAGGCCCAAAAUACCAGAUCAUCAUCAUCAUCAUAAAAGGGAAGAUAAGAGUCAGUGAGCCAGAUUUCUGUUACAAAGGAAGCUACAGAACUACAGAAGCAGAUUAUUGUACAAGGGAACGGUGCAGUCUCCACCUGCCCAUCUGAUCCACAAGAACAAGAAAUGGCAGAUGAGCCUGUCAUGGGAACUGCUCCUAAAAGUGUCUCAUUAUUUGAGAACGUCGGACAAACGGUGGAAGAAUGCGAGGACAAGAUCCAAAGAAGCCUCCGAACUCCAACGGUGAAAUUUCUGAAAGAGCAUCUGGAGAAGGCUGGAUGUAUUCUUGGAGACAAGUUCAUUAAGGCUGUCCACUGUGAUAAACAGAUGGCUGGUGGUUAUGUCCGUGGAGAAGGAAUAUUGGUUUGUAGUAACCACUUGACCAUCCAAGAUGAGGUGAAUCAAGUAGUUAUCCAUGAGCUGAUCCAUGCAUAUGACGAUUGUCGAGCUGCAAACUUGGACUGGGCAAAUUGUGCUCAUCAUGCUUGCAGUGAGAUUCGUGCGGGCCAUCUAAGUGGUGAUUGUCACUACAAACGUGAACUGCUGCGGGGUUUUAUGAAAUUAAGGGGUCAUGAGCAAGAAUGUAUAAGAAGAAGAGUUAUGAAGUCACUGAGAGCUAAUCCAUACUGCUCGGAAGCAGCUGCAAAGGAUGCCAUGGAAGCUGUCUGGGAUGUUUGUUACAAUGAUACAAAGCCCUUUGAUAGAGCACCGUGACAACAUGGUCGUUGCUUCUCCUCGAUCACUGCCAUGCUAAGCUUCAUCUCCAUUGCAGACUCCACCCCCACCCCUACCCCUACCCCCCCCC
This is a messenger RNA of Telopea speciosissima, 920 nucleotides long. Its product is annotated as mitochondrial inner membrane protease ATP23. Gene Ontology annotation, biological process: mitochondrial proton-transporting ATP synthase complex assembly; mitochondrial protein processing. The transcript has 6 exons. NCBI's taxonomy places the organism in Eukaryota, Viridiplantae, Streptophyta, Magnoliopsida, Proteales, Proteaceae. Gene Ontology annotation, cellular component: extrinsic component of mitochondrial inner membrane. The record is from RefSeq and is a predicted model, not a curated record. Bases 242 to 829 code for a protein of 195 amino acids. Gene Ontology annotation, molecular function: metalloendopeptidase activity.